Molecule: messenger RNA, 1846 nt
Organism: Aspergillus neoniger CBS 115656
Lineage: Eukaryota; Fungi; Ascomycota; Eurotiomycetes; Eurotiales; Aspergillaceae
Exons: 1
Coding region: 38-1498 (486 amino acids)
Source: RefSeq, a predicted model, not a curated record
CUUCUCCCAGCAACUCAACAACAACGAGCCCUGGAACAUGCCCUCAGGGUAUGCGAGCAUUGUGUAUGACGAUCGAAAUACAGCAUGGUGGAGGCUAUAUGUAGGCCAAUGCUCCUCAACAUGGAGACGAAUUGUAUGUCAGCAUGCUCAACAAAUUAUGAAAGGAUCAACAUCAAGCCUCUUCUACUUCAGCUUGUGGAUAGGGAAUGGUCACCGAUAUGCCAGGUUUAUCAAGCUUUGGGGUUUCCCUAAGGACACUGUGAAUGAUGUGUGGUAUCAAGCCUGCAGUAAUCUACUUGAAGCCCUUUUCUGCAAAGCUUUCCGGACCCACCAUGGGAUGUUAAAUCGACUGAGCUCAGAACACUGGGCUAAUGGCGAAUCUUCAACCUCUGGCUUGGGAUGGGGCCUUAAUAUAAUGUCACCACUUGUACAGGGUAAUGCAGCCUUGACUAAGGAACUUCGGACUAAGGCAAAUAUUGGUCCCAGCAAGGCACCGGACCCACAAAUACAGCACUGGGCAGUUUUCAACUCACGACAGAAGUCAGCUACUGCAAAACAGAGAGAUAUGAAGGGAAGCAAUCGGGCCAUAUUCCACAUCGAUUUUGACAAGGCAUUGCAACUUGCCCUAGACAAUGAUGAAGGCAUCUUCAAGAUGGUCAAAGAUUCGCUUCAGCUAGAACAAGAAAAACUUGAGACCAGUGAAGAUUUGGCUCAUAUACCGUUUUGUGGUAGUUUAACCUCGGAGGUCGCUGCGAUCCUUGACUAUGCUGCUGUUUCUGGGGCAAGUGAUAUGCCCAUGAGGAUUAGUAGUGAUGAUGACAGUAACCAGCAGACACUUGAUAUUCCAUGGUCACUGGAUGGAUGCGGAUUCACUGCAAAAAAUAUCCUCAUCUGGACCUGUGACUUUAAAAAUUUUGCAAGUAUAGGUCUUAGGCAUCUCGGUCAUGAUAUCCUGACAGAACCUAUUACCAGAAAAUUCCAUGAAACUGUUCUUGCAACCAGCCUAGCUAAGAUUGUUUUCCUAUGCGGUCCUCAAUCUGAAAAGCUUAUACGAGCUAUUGUGGCGCCUUCGCGACAUACCCUUUCUUUACGUGGAUUUAACUAUCCACUCUAUCGCGAUACUGUCCGGAAUCGUCUUUUUAUCUGCUGCCCUCCUCUACCCGCAGAGAUCUGGUCUGUUAGCGCAAUUCAUAGUAUCAAGAUAAGCGAGGCUCUUAGAUUUGCAGUGAACUUCAUCCCAUCGCUAAAACAUGAUAUCAGGCCGUUCUUCUGUGAGAACAGCAGUAUUGUCGGCUAUAUCUUGCGACACGCAAGGAAGGAAAGACUCGGCGGAGAAGCUCUAACUGCUGAUACUGUGGAUGAGGGUGUCCAGCUCUGGCUAGCCAGAAAAAACAUGGCCAAACUUGAAGACAUAAGAGAAAUUGAGAGAAUUGGUGGCUCACUUACUCGUGGUCUUUUAAUGGUCUUUGAAUUUUCUUCCAAGAAGACCAAAAAGUGAUGGGGACAAACCCAAAGAAAGUUCGCAUCCUAGUCGAAGAGUCACUGAAAGAGUGAGAGUUCACGAGCCUUUCAACGUGGAACAAUAUCAGGAAAUGGGAGACUUCGUUCACAAGCGUCUGUGCGAGCGCGAAACAAAUUAUGAGGGCCAAUUGUCUCAACUGCAUGCUGAGUCAUCACGAUCUCGAGACGAGACAAGGCACUCUAUCAACACUGACAAAGGAGGAGAUGAUGUGCCAUCCGCUGAUCCAGAGUCUAUCACAGCAUUGAAAUGCUUUUCGCAGCUACAGGGUCAAGAGUCUCAGGCGGAUGCAGCAGGAAGGCAAAGUCCAGCUGAGACAGAGAAUGG